UCUGAUACCUGGACUUCGGAAAAAAGACAAAAAUAUGCGUGAAUGUAUCUCUGUUCAUGUGGGCCAAGCUGGGGCUCAGAUUGGCAAUGCAUGCUGGGAGCUGUACUGCCUGGAACACGGGAUUCAGCCUGAUGGACAAAUGCCUGCUGACAAGAUCAUCGGAGAAGGAGAUGACUCCUUCAACACAUUCUUCAGUGAGACAGGAGCAGGGAAGCAUGUUCCCAGAGCCAUCUUCGUUGACCUGGAACCUACUGUCAUUGAUGAGGUGCGCACAGGAACUUAUCGUCAGCUCUUCCACCCUGAACAGCUGAUCACAGGAAAGGAGGAUGCUGCUAACAACUAUGCCCGUGGACACUACACCAUUGGAAAAGAGAUCAUUGAUCUUGUUCUUGACAGAACAAGAAAAUUGGCCGAUCAGUGCACCGGCCUGCAGGGUUUUCUCAUUUUCCACUCCUUUGGUGGAGGCACCGGCUCUGGUUUCACGUCCCUGCUGAUGGAGAGACUCUCUGUCGACUAUGGGAAGAAGUCCAAGCUUGAGUUUGCCAUCUACCCUGCUCCGCAGGUUUCCACAGCUGUAGUGGAGCCUUACAACUCCAUCCUAACUACCCACACCACCUUGGAGCACUCUGACUGUGCAUUCAUGGUGGACAAUGAAGCCAUCUAUCACAUCUGCCGCAGGAACCUUGACAUUGAGAGACCCACCUAUACCAACCUGAACAGGUUAAUUGGUCAGAUAGUCUCAUCCAUCACAGCCUCACUCCGUUUUGAUGGAGCUCUGAAUGUCGAUCUGACCGAGUUCCAAACUAACUUGGUGCCAUAUCCUCGUAUCCAUUUCCCUCUGGCCACCUAUGCUCCAGUCAUCUCUGCUGAGAAAGCCUACCACGAGCAGCUGUCUGUGGCUGAUAUCACUAACACUUGUUUUGAGCCGGCCAAUCAAAUGGUGAAAUGUGACCCUCGCCAUGGCAAAUACAUGGCCUGCUGUCUGCUGUAUCGUGGUGAUGUGGUCCCCAAAGAUGUCAACUCUGCCAUUGCAGCUAUCAAAACCAAACGCACCAUCCAGUUUGUAGACUGGUGCCCCACAGGCUUCAAGGUGGGCAUCAACUAUCAGCCUCCAACUGUGGUUCCAGGUGGAGAUCUGGCUAAGGUGCAAAGAGCAGUGUGCAUGCUGAGCAACACCACGGCCAUAGCUGAGGCCUGGGCUCGACUGGACCACAAGUUUGAUCUCAUGUAUGCCAAGAGAGCCUUCGUACACUGGUAUGUUGGUGAGGGCAUGGAGGAAGGAGAGUUCUCAGAGGCAAGAGAAGAUUUGGCAGCUUUGGAGAAAGAUUAUGAAGAAGUUGGCACUGACAAUGUUGAGGAUGAUGAUGGGGAAGAAUAUUGAAUUUAAAAGAAAAAAGCAGGAAUUAAAGUUAAACAGAUUUCCAGCAGGCGCUAAAAUCAAUUGUUGAAUUUUUUACUUUUUACUCUUUUUUUCCUUUUAUAGUUAGCAAAUGUAAUACUGGACAAUGGUACUAAGAGUUACAUCUAUAUAGCAAAUUAAGUAAUUUGAAUGUAUGUGUAGAUUUUGGCAACAUGGUGAGCAAAGUGAGGCAUAUUUUCUAGACUGAUAGAAGCACACAGCACCUUUCUAAUACUAAUUUUGGAACGGUUGAGGGAAUUUGAAGUUGGUGUAGAGGGUUUUGAUGUCCUUUUGCAGUGAAAACCAAUAAACGCUUUAAGUUCUUUCCUCCCCUGUAUUUGGUCAAGCAGACCACGUGCUCUCUUCUACGCACCUCCCCCCCAGUAUCCUCUCCCAUGAGGAAUGCAAGUUAUGAAGAGUCUCUUGUGUCAGUCUGUGAACAACACUUGGUUGUGACUCUUUUCUGUGAGAGCGAGAGAAUAUAAUUGACAAAGCCAUUGCCUAGUGUUGUUUGUAAAGCCCCUACGCAGACUUUGGCCUGCAG
Oryzias melastigma (Indian medaka) is the source of this 1943-nucleotide messenger RNA. Its product is annotated as tubulin alpha-1A chain-like. Gene Ontology annotation, cellular component: cytoplasm; microtubule. The transcript is spliced from 4 exons. Gene Ontology annotation, biological process: microtubule cytoskeleton organization; mitotic cell cycle. The record is from RefSeq and is a predicted model, not a curated record. Bases 35 to 1381 code for a protein of 448 amino acids. Lineage: Eukaryota; Metazoa; Chordata; Actinopteri; Beloniformes; Adrianichthyidae. Gene Ontology annotation, molecular function: structural constituent of cytoskeleton; GTP binding.